AUGGUUUAUACGGGUUUAGGACAGCAGACGGCUCUGAGACGAGGCCUUCUCUCUGUAUCCGAGUUGGAGGACUGGAUGGGCGAGGAUUGUCCCCAGCUGGAUAGACAAACUUUAAUACGAUUCCCUCCAGAGGUUGCGGAAACGCUGAGGCAGCGGUUGCACAAUGCUGCAGCAGCAGCAGCGGCAGCAGCAGCAGAAGGAAUCGAUCCCCCAGAGCCCGGAGCAGCAGCACUCGGCCUCACCAUCAUUCCAAGACCAGAUUACAACUACAGGGCGUUUGACGUCAAGGUCGGCGUGUUGCGUUCGCUUCCACAACCAGUCAACCAGCUACCUGGAAUCAGCUAG
This is a messenger RNA of Eimeria mitis, 345 nucleotides long. RefSeq lists its product as uncharacterized. NCBI's taxonomy places the organism in Eukaryota, Apicomplexa, Conoidasida, Eucoccidiorida, Eimeriidae. The coding region runs from base 1 to 345 and encodes 114 amino acids. The transcript is spliced from 2 exons. The record is from RefSeq and is a predicted model, not a curated record.